UGUGUGUUAAUGUGGGUGAGUCGGUCUGCAAGAAACAAAGAUGUUGAACCUUCCCAUUGUAUCAACAUUUCUUGUCCUGUGCAUGACUUCCCUUGCACGUGGAACUGGAAACUUGCCCAAUAUUCUACUUUUACUAAGUGAUGAUCAAGAUGUUGAGCUACAUGGCAUGUUCCCACUGCAAAGGACGCGGGAGCUGUUUGCUAGCUCUGGGGCUCAACUGCACAACGUUUACACUCCCACGCCUCUCUGUUGCCCCUCACGUGCCAGCGUUCUGACUGGGCAAUAUGCUCACAAUCAUCGGACCCUAAACAAUUCGUACAGUGGGGGCUGCUACGGCAGCCACUGGCGCGAGAAAAUGGAGCCUCAGGCCUUGCCUGUUCUACUCAAGCAGCAGGGCUAUCGCACAUUUUAUGCCGGAAAGUAUUUGAAUCAUUAUAGUGGCGAUGAAGUACCGCCUGGCUGGGAUGAGUUCUACGGUCUUCAUGGGAAUUCGCGAUACUACAAUUAUACGUUGCGCGAGAAUGAGCGUAAUGUUAGCUACAUGGACAUGUAUCUGACGGAUCUGUUAAAGGAACGUGCUUUAAGUUUUAUAAGAAAUGCAACUCAACAAGAAGGACAGCCCUUUUUUGCUAUUAUAGCUCCACCUGCGGCACAUGCACCAUAUACGCCAGCGCCACGACAUGCUGGUUUAUUUGCCAAUGUGAAAGCACUGCGCACGCCCAGCUUCAAUCAGCUCGUGAAGACACCUUUGGAUAAACACUGGUUGGUUGCGUCUAGCAAGGCGUUGAAACAAAAUACGCUCGCUACCAUUGAUAAAUAUUUCCAGCAACGUUGGGAAACACUUUUGGCUGUGGACGAAAUGGUGGCUGAGCUGGCAGCGUUGCUGGAUGUAACAGAAGCCAUAAACGAUACCUACAUUAUAUAUACGUCGGACAAUGGGUACCACAUGGGUCAGUUUGCGCAACCGUUCGACAAGAGGCAACCAUAUGAAACAGAUAUUCGCGUACCUUUGCUUAUUCGAGGACCGGGUGUACCAGUACACUGCUCACUACAUGUGCCCAUCUCUCUUUUGGACUUGGCGCCCACAAUAUUGGACUGGGCAGGCGGUUUAAUACCCGAACAGAUGAACGGACGCUCUAUAAAACAAGAUCUGGAACAUUGUCACGAUGAAAAGCUGGACGGAGCUUCAUAUCAACGAACGUUGCUUAUUGAGUAUUGGGGAGAGGGUAACAGUCAUACGUUUAAUCCGAAAUGUCCUUGGCAACUUAGUGAUAAUAUGGCUGGCUGUACUCUCGAUGCUGAUUGUCAUUGUCAAGACACUAGGAAUAAUUCGUACGCCUGUGUACGUGAUUUUCGUUACCAUAUGGAUCGCAUCUACUGCGAGUUCCAGGAUAAAGAAAAUUUUGUAGAGGCAUAUGACCUGGCGCAGGAUCCUUAUCAAAUGAAUAAUUUAGGAUUUGACAUGUUGCCCAUUGAACGUGCUUUAUAUAGCCUAUUGCUGCAUAAUCUAACAAAGUGCGCGGGUCCUGCUUGCUAUACUUAACUUUUUAUUCACAAAUCUAUUGAGUGUUGUUUUUUCUUUAAAAUUUAAUAUUUAAUUAGGUACGUCCGUACAUCCAUAGAUUCAUUCAAAAGUCAAAACAUAAUGCUUUGGGCUGUGAUUUCUUUGACUUGUGUACAUUAUGUGCAUUAAAACAAAAUAAUUAUCAUAUGAAUAUAUCACUGUACGACACCAGUCAAAUUGUAUUUCAGAUUCGCCUGCUGGUGCUUGAUCAUCUUUCAUUAUCUAAAUCAGUUUGUAUGAAUACUUUAAAGAGUCUUGGAAGUCUGUGGAUCAUUCAUUUGCUACAAAUACAUAGUCGUAUCUAUUCAGCUGGUGGGGCACUGUACAAAUGCAUCUGACGAACGAUCCAUUUUUAAAUUUAGCAAAGCAUGAGCAUAUUAUAUAAAUUGCCAAAUGUCAUAUACUACGCCUAAUAAAUAUUUUCAGGGGCA
Messenger RNA from Scaptodrosophila lebanonensis, 1995 nucleotides. Its product is annotated as N-acetylglucosamine-6-sulfatase-like. Gene Ontology annotation, biological process: glycosaminoglycan metabolic process. Gene Ontology annotation, molecular function: N-acetylglucosamine-6-sulfatase activity; glycosaminoglycan binding. Bases 41 to 1543 code for a protein of 500 amino acids. The record is from RefSeq and is a predicted model, not a curated record. Lineage: Eukaryota; Metazoa; Arthropoda; Insecta; Diptera; Drosophilidae. The transcript is spliced from 4 exons.